Carassius carassius (crucian carp) is the source of this 4979-nucleotide messenger RNA. It is a transcript of the gene pcdh7b, whose product is annotated as protocadherin 7b. Gene Ontology annotation, biological process: homophilic cell-cell adhesion. Gene Ontology annotation, cellular component: plasma membrane. The transcript is spliced from 3 exons. Lineage: Eukaryota; Metazoa; Chordata; Actinopteri; Cypriniformes; Cyprinidae. The record is from RefSeq and is a predicted model, not a curated record. The coding region runs from base 788 to 4516 and encodes 1242 amino acids. Gene Ontology annotation, molecular function: calcium ion binding.
CGCGCGCAGAGUGCGGCAGAUACACACGCGCUUCUGCUGCAGGUGAGAGGCGCGCGCUGGACAGAAGGACCGUCCUCGCGCUGGAAUUUUAAUAUCACAUUCCUAGCAUCUCUGCCAGGAUUAUAACUCCGUUGUUGUUCAGUUUUGCAUUUUGCCUUAACGCUGAACAACACAGUGGCACUGCAGAGAAUUUUUUUUUUUUUUUCGUUCUCCGGUGCAAGUGAGAACUAUUAGACGCUGAGUGGACUGGAGAAAUCUUGUGCGCGCGGCACGGCACACGGAGAGGGAAGAUCAUUUGCGGUUCAUAUCCGUAGCAUAAGAAGUUCUGAUAUUUCAGUUUCUAUUCCAUAUAAUGGGAUAUCAUCCAGAGCGGAGAGCUCGUAUCUGGGAAGACUGGAUUUAAAACCUUAUUAAUUGAUUGCGCAACGGAUUGAAUAUCUGGCUUCGCUUCCUUUAAUGAAAAGACCCGGCGAUGUCAAGUCAUGGCAAACAAGGAGUAGUCUCAGCAAGUAAUUUAUGGCAUGUUUAUUUCAAGCUUAAUGUUGAAUGAAUUUGUAAAGACUUUUUGUCAGUGCUGUGUAUAUUUUUGAGGGAGAGCAAGAUUCUAGUCUGAGAGAGAGGGAAAGACAACAGAUAUGCGCUAUUCUGUCUGGUAACCACAGAGGGGUAUCCGGUUGUGAAAACACAUGCUGUGAGAAAACAGGCGCUUUAACACGAGCGAGAAGAAGGUGGAAAAGCUGUUAAACAAAAUUAACGUACAGUUUUGCUGGGAAACCCGCGACGAGCAAUGAGGACUACAGGCAUUGUGGACUAUUUAAGCUACUGCUUUCUUAUUCUGCAGCUGCUGAGUCAGCCCGCAGCCAAGCAAGUGCUCCGGUACCGCCUGGCUGAGGAGGGUCCUGCCGAUGUCCGUGUGGGCAAUGUAGCCGCGGACCUUGGCAUCACGGCUGGCAUGGAUGUGACUUUUACCUUAGAAUCCGGCUCCGAGUACUUCAAAAUCGAUAACAUGACCGGAGAUCUGAGCACGAACGAGCGGCGGAUAGACCGCGAAAAGCUGCCGCAGUGUCAAAUGAUUUUUGAUGAGAACGAAUGUUUUAUAGAUUUCGAAGUGUCCGUGAUAGGACCCGCGCAGAGCUGGGUUGAUCUCUUCGAGGGGAAAGUGAUUAUUUUAGACAUAAACGACAACACGCCGUCUUUCCCCUCACCUGUUCUUACGCUCUCCGUUGAGGAGAACAGACCCAUUGGCACACUUUAUCUCUUGCCCACGGCCACCGACAGAGAUUUCGGUCGGAAUGGAAUUGAGCGAUACGAGUUAAUUCAGGACAACGGCGAGAGCUCUGUCAGAAGGAUCGGCACUUCCGGCACCGGCAGUGUUGACACUCACAUGGGCAAGCGGAGGUUUGACGAGGGGGCGAGCCGUAGCAGCGUCUUUGAACUUCAAGUUGCUGACACAACAGACGGCGAGAAGCAGCCGCAGCUAAUUAUCAAAGGAGCGCUGGACAGAGAGCAGCGCGACUCUUAUGAGCUGACUCUGCGAGUUAGAGAUGGGGGCGACCCCCCACGCUCCUCUCAAGCCAUCCUUAGGGUAAUGAUCACUGAUGUAAAUGAUAACACCCCACGCUUUGAAAAGAGCGUCUAUGAGGCAGACCUGCCAGAAAACAGCUCCCCAGGUGCCCCCAUACUCCAGCUGAAAGCGGGCGACACCGAUGUUGGUGUGAAUGGACAGAUUGAAUAUGUUUUUGGAGCAGCCACAGAGUCAGUGCGACGACUGCUGCGUCUCGACGAGAGCACUGGCUGGCUCAGUGUUUUGCACAGAAUUGACCGUGAAGAUGUGAGCCAGCUUCGCUUCACAGUCAUGGCACGUGAUCGUGGCCAGCCCCCUAAGACUGACAAGGCGACAGUGAUCAUCAACAUCAAAGAUGAAAAUGACAACGUCCCCAAUAUCGACAUCCGGAAAAUCGGACGCAUUUUUCUCAAAGACGGUGUUGCUAAUGUGGCAGAGGAUGUGAUUGUCGAUACACCCAUCGCUCUGGUCCAAGUGUCAGACCGAGAUAAAGGGCCGAACGGUAUAGUGACAUGCACCGUAGUGGGAGAUGUUCCGUUUCAGCUCAAACCUGCUAGUGAGGUUGAGGGCGAAAUGAAUAAAAAGAAGUACUUUCUCCAUACAUCAGCACCACUUGAUUAUGAAGCAGUGCAGGAGUAUAAUGUGGUCAUUGUUGCUGUUGACUCUGGGAGCCCUAGCCUCUCUAGCAACAAUUCACUGAUAGUCAAAGUGGGGGAUAUGAAUGACAAUCCACCAGUUUUUACCAAAAGCACAGUGGAAGUUUCAUUUCCUGAAAACAAUGCUCCCGGUGAGCGUGUCGUCACAGUAGUGGCCUUAGAUGCAGACAGUGGCAAAAAUGAAGAAAUCUCCUACUCCCUGGACUCCUCUGUGAACGGAAUAUUUUCCAUCGAUGCAGACACAGGUGACAUCCGUGUCAACACCAUACUUGACAGGGAACAGACGGAACGAUAUGAGUUCAAAGUUAUCGCCAAAGACAAAGGCAUGCCUGUUUUGCAGGGCUCAGCCACUGUGGUAGUCCUGGUGGCAGAUAAAAAUGACAACGAGCCAAAGUUCAUGCAGGAUGUGUUCACUUUCUAUAUACAGGAAAACCUGCAACCCAACAGCCCUGUUGGCAUGAUAACGGUCAUGGAUGCCGACAAAGGACCAAAUGCAGACAUGAGUCUAUACAUUGAGCAACAGGAAGAUAUUUUCUCCAUUGACAACAACACAGGUACCAUAUUCUCAAACAUGGCUUUUGACCGUGAGCAAAAAAACACAUAUUCAUUCCGUGUCAAAGCUGUUGAUGGAGGCGAUCCGCCCCGGUCAGCUACAGCCACGGUGUCCCUCUCUGUAAUGGAUGUAAAUGACAAUCCCCCCACUGUCACUUUUCCAAUGAAUAGCUCAUACACGCUGCUUCCUCCUUCUAGCAACAUAAGGACGGUGGUCAGGACUGUCUCAGCUGCUGAUACCGACACAGGUAUUAAUGCUAACCUCAGCUACAGAAUAGUGGGUGGCAAUCCGUUUAAGUUGUUUGAAAUUGAUGCUUGGACUGGAGUUAUCUUGUUAGUUGGCAAACUAGAGCAAAAACAUUUUGGCCUUCAUCGACUAGUUGUGCAAGUGAAUGACAGUGGGGUUCCAUCACAAAGCACCACCACGUUGGUCCACAUCUACGUCAACGAAACGCUUUCCAACUCCACUAUUGUAGAGGCACAAGUUGCCAAAAGUCUUGGUACGCCACUCAAUGCUGACAUUGCAGGAGACCCCAACUAUGACUUGGGAAAGCAACGACUGAGCAUCGCCAUAGGAGUUGUGUCAGGCAUCAUGACAGUGAUUCUUAUCAUCCUGGUGGUCGUCAUGGCCCGCUACUGCCGUCCCAAGAACAAGAACGGCUAUGAGGCUGGAAAGAAAGAUCAUGAAGACUUCUUCACUCCUCAGCAACAUGAUAAAGGCAAGAAACCCAAGAAAGACAAGAAUAAGAAAAAGUCUAAACAGCUUUUAUAUAGCAGCAUCGUCACCGUUGAGGCAUCCAAGCCAAAUGGGCAGCGCUACGAUGGCGUUAACGAGAAACUGUCGGACAGUCCGGGAAUGGGCCGCUAUCGCUCCGUCAAUGGUGGCCCCGGAAGCCCAGAUCUUGCCCGCCAUUACAAAUCCAGCUCACCCCUGCCAACCGUUCAGCUGCACCCUCAGUCUCCAACGGCUGGAAAAAAGCACCAGGCUGUUCAGGACCUGCCGCCGGCCAACACAUUCGUCGGCACUGGAGAUAACAUAUCCAUCGGAUCAGACCACUGUUCUGAGUACAGUAGCCAAACCAUUAACAAGUACAACAAACAGCCGUUCCGCCGAGUGACCUUCUCGGUGGUGAGCCAGCCACAGGACCCGCACCAGGGCUCACUGCAGAGCUGCUACGACAGUGGACUGGAGGAGUCGGAGACGCCCAGCAGCAAGAGCUCGUCCGGCCCCAGACUAGGUGCCCUACCUCUACCCGAAGACGCCUAUGAGAGGACUACGCCCGAUGGCAGUGUCGGUGAGGCAGAGCAUAUGGAAAAUGACUCUCGGCCCCUGCCUGACGUAGCUAUGACGGGUAAAUGCACACGGGAGUGUGACGAAUAUGGCCACUCGGAUGCCUGCUGGAUGCCUGUGCGCACCUCGCCUGAACGUAGGCCCAAGGCCACCCCUCCCAAACUCUCCACCUUCAUGACCUCCCCCGGGGGCAGUGUUGCCGAACAGCCUGGCAGCCAGGAGACCCUAGCUGUUGCCAACGGGGACCCCUCACACCUGCUGGGCGACCGUAACCGUAAUCUCCUUAACAAGAAGAUGGCCUCCUCCUCCUCAUCCUACGACACCUUUAGUUCAGCUGGAUUUUCUGCCAGCGAGGAAACCUCUCGCCCCACCGAGGAGAUUCCGCUAGCGCCCACGGGUGAAUACAAGCCAACGCAAUGCGGAACUCUCACCAGGCGGGAAGUUUACCUGUAAUUGACACACAACGACUGCAAAGGGACAAUGACAGUGACUCAGCAUGGUCAGAGAUGCUGUUAGCAAACCAAACCCUAAAACAAAAGCAACAUGGAUUUUCCUCAAACUGCUCGCACAACUAGUGUGUUGCUACUUUCAAACUAAAAUAGCCGUCUGAGUAAAAACUGUGGAAUUACAUGUUGUAAAUGUGUGUGAGAAGGAUGAAGCGGAGGAGGGGGAAGUGGCCGAGGUGGAGAGAAGGGAAUGUUGGUGGAUCAGUGCUACUUUGCUGCUAGCGUAUUGGGCUCGUAGACUUCCCCAAAGUGCUGCCUGGUUUCUGUAGACCUCUUUCUAAACAUGCAUGCAUCAUCUAGCCCCUUAAGAGUGUGUGCCCCUUGAAAUGGACCUGGACUAUGCCUUUUUGUCUUUGUUUUUAUAACUGAUCGUGAUCCAAUGAGACUGGUUCUCUCUUUUAAUCCGUUUU